Protopolystoma xenopodis is the source of this 195-nucleotide messenger RNA. Lineage: Eukaryota; Metazoa; Platyhelminthes; Monogenea; Polystomatidea; Polystomatidae. The record is from the annotation of a GenBank genome assembly.
AUGAAUGCCUCAGAAGAGUGGGUCUCAGAUGAAGCAAGAGCUGCAAAUGAGGUGCGCCUGAUCAUGAUCCUUGACGAGGCAGGCUGGGCUACUGACCAGUUCGGGCUGAUAACCAACUUUUUUCUCUGUUUGAUGCAGGCCGAGCUGGAUUGCUUCCAAAAUAGGGCCCGUUUUCUCACCGACUACUAUCGGUAA